Molecule: messenger RNA, 501 nt
Organism: Fusarium sp. VM40
Lineage: Eukaryota; Fungi; Ascomycota; Sordariomycetes; Hypocreales; Nectriaceae
Source: the annotation of a GenBank genome assembly
AUGGAGCCUAGAGCGCGUGCCGGCAAGAAUGUUGGCAAGAUGAACUUUAGCCACGCAGAGCUAGCACAGCUGCUCUAUGCGCACGGCGAUGUUCAAAACCCGCUCCCUGAAACCGUCCGAGUUCUCGACGAGAUCCUUACCGAUUUCAUGCAAUCCAUCGCCUUCGAAGCGACACGGGCAGCUAACUACUCCGGACGUCAAAAGAUCAAAUACGAAGACUUCGAGUUCGCGUUCCGUAAGAACCCCGCGUUCCUGGGCAAAGUCCAAGAGGUGUUUGAGAAGCAGAGGGAGAUCAAGAAGGCUCGUGAGAUUCUGCGCGACGGCGAGGACGAGAUUAUGAAGGAUGCUGCAGACGAAGAGAAGAAGAAAGAAAAGACUGAUACGAGACCUGGUCAUGGAGGAGCGUUGGUGGUUCCUACGGCGUCGAGAGUGGAGGAGGAGCUGGGUGAGGCCGAUGAUGAUGCUGAGGCCGAGCUUGAUGCGUUGGGUAAGAAGAGAUAA